AUGGUGGAGAGUGAGGAUGGAAACUCCAUAACCACGUCCAGUGCAGCCACAACAGAGCCGGACUUGAUUCUUACCGUCAAACUGGAGCCUGCUGCUGAUGGUAUUACUUUUAUCUAUUGCAGCUUCACUCUUGCGAUGCUGACAUCACUUUUUUGUUCUGGUUGACAUUAAAAAGCUAUGUCUAUCCUGUAUAUUGCAUCCACACUUUAUGUUUUCUUCUGUUUUUUAGAAGCCACCAUCGAAUAUUUCGAUGGGGAAGGACGUCAGGAAAGUUCAGGUGUACUUAGACCAGAACCGUGGACUCCCAAGACAGAAGAGCCCGAAACUCCAGUUCUGGCCGCGUCAAAGACCAAGUCCAUCCCAGCAUCAAGGCAGUCCUCUAGUAAGCACCGAAUCUCACUGCCUUUGUAUGCUUUACCGUGACCAUUUGGAACCAAAUAUUGGGGUCUUGUUACGCGCGGAGCAUUUCCCCUCCCAUCGAAUAAGUACUUCUUCCAAAGACAAUAGCCCACAUCAUGACUUUGUUGGGGAAGUACUUCUUUAGAAAUCAUCUAUCAUUUAUUUUUGACAUCCAUACAGGUUUGGCAUAGGGCAGUUCUCUAAACGCAUGGACCUCAGAAUACUAACUGACCGCACUGUAUGAAACCUAAGAACUUUGAGCCAGAAACUUCUUACUGCGGUUUAUUCUCAAACCGCCGACUUCCCAAAUUCGCGCCAAUCAGUUGCGUUGCUCGAUCGGUUUUUUCUUGAUUCAUAAGACCGACCCACCUUUUACUGACAUGCGUGAAAACUCUUUAGUUCAUAAUGUUUGCAGUCAUAUAGCCAUAGCGUUUGUCUGUCUGCUCGUAAGAGCUUCUCUACUCAACCUUAGAAAAAUAUUUGCCAUGCAACGGUAGAAUCUCCUAACUGCUCAAAAAGAGCAGCCAUCGCCUAUUGGCUGAAGUUCACGGGCCUGUUUGUAACAGCUGGGUUGCGAGAAAGGAUGCUGAAGACUCGGGAGUCACUGACUCGAACUCGUCUUGCAGCAAACCUUUUUUAUUAGUUGAGUUCCGCCAGUUCUUAUUAUCAGGACAUGACACGUAUUUCGACUGUUAAAUUUCUAAACUGUCCAGAGUACCUGAUAUAAAGCCACGCCUCUCUCGGCAGACGCUCUAGCACACCUCCGGCUAAAAAUAUGGCCGAUGGCCGAAUUUCAAACAGAAAUUCAUCCAACAACACACCGGAGAGUAUACUAACGCUACACUAGUAUUCCACAAUUGUGACUACUCCCAGUUUACUUAAUGAAAUAAAAUACUUUGAAAAUGCCGAAACUUAUUUGGAAUUUUCGGGCUGUUUUGGGGAGGUGGAGGGAGACGGGGGCUCUGAUCGGCAUUCCCGCCCCGCGAACACGAGGGUAGAGAAGGGUGUUUAUGAUUGGUGCCUGCUAGGGGUAGAAAGACUGAUAGAGGGGCCCUGGAAACAGCAGAUGUUAUUGUCGCAGCAGUGUUAUUGUCGCGAGACAGUAGAUUGCAAUGGGAGCAACCAGUAAUAUGUGUUCAUAGGCCAUCUUAAGACAGUUUUUCUCAAAUGGUUGUGGAUUGCGACAUUCAACUAGGCAACCUUCUAUCGCGACACAUUAGUCAAAGUUACGAAGGUAAAAGCCUCAUCGCCAAAAGUCUCCGUCUCUCAAAUUUGAUGACGGUCAUCGACGCAGGUGGCUGCAACCAUACACGCAAUAACCGGCUAGCGAAUAGCAGGCGCUCACGCACAAGUCCUGAGAGCAAUGUUGGUGCAUUUACUACCACUAAUGAUCUGUCAUCAUGAAGAGUUCUAUGAAGUAGUCAAAUCGUGAAUUCGUUUGGGAUACACAGUUUACCAUACACUGCUAAAUCCAAUCAAGAUCGAUUUGAUGAUUAAUACUGUUCCAUCGAUAAACUGUCGGGUUUUCAAUGAAAGUAUCCCUGUAUGUUUAUUGGCGUCCCAAUCGAAACACUGGCCGCUUCCAAGCGAGCUCAUAGAACUGAAGGUCGGGAGGUUAUAUUGGUUUACAGCCGUUUAUUUUCGUUAAGGUGAGCUUCUUUACCAUGGGAUCUUUGACUCGUUAAAGUAUUUCCCACAGCUAUGACGUUGACCUGUGUACACCGUAACUACCAUUGCGCCGUCUUUCUUAGUGGACAUGUUUCACAGGACUGCAUUCAUCGAACAACUCGCAUCCAGGACCCUUAGUGGAAGUGCUACUUUUUCGACUGCUGCGUUUCGCAUUUUCGUUACUAUUGCUGGAAUGGGGCCAUUCGUUAUUGCGACUGCCAUCAUUAGUUAGGGGCCUGACAGCCAGAUGCCGUUCGAUUUAAUUCCACAUCAUCUGGCCAAAUGCCAUUGCUGGGUGGAAUUAAGAGAUCGAACAAUUUAUUUCCAGGGAAUAGCAGUGCUCCUUCUCCAAUCUUCUCGGCUCGAAGCCGUGGUUAGCGCUGUCUGCAACAGCAGAAACAGCUUGCUAAGGCUGCUUCAAACAAAAAAUAUGUUUAGUGCCAUAUAAAUAGCGUGAGAGGCGGAUGCAGUAACCUAGAGUGGCGGCCGGUUAUGUAAAGCGUAGAUGAGCGACAAGGCAAGCCAUUUGACAUAUCGCCUGACUGUCUGGACUGAUCUCAUCCUCAAACCGGCUUCAUCAAGCAAUAGCCUCUGACGUCCCUCUAAUUGUCUUCAUUUGAAUUCGUGAAGUAUAUGACGGCCGACUUCGACAUUGCUAGUAUUACUCACACUGGCUCGUGGACGUUUCCUAGCAUAUGUGCUGCGCUCGCGGGCGACUACUUAGCCAUCUUUAGUGUCCAAGUGUACCUUUCACACGGCGUAUGCACUGGGGCUGUCUUUGUCUCUGAAAGUCUUAACUCUUUCACACUGUUAGAGCUCUGCAUGCCCAAAAUCCGCCCUCACUUGAUCCAUAACCACUGUACCUUGCGGCUUUUUAUUUUCACUCCAGAAGCCCGACUUUACCAAUGCGAUCAAUGUCGGCGACGUUUUUCCACCUACUUCAGUCUUCAGGUACACUUCGACUUCCAGCAUAUGGGUGAGUUUUCACAUCCGCUGAGGGGUUAAGGGUUUUUUUAAAUGACCACUCCCCCGCCCCCCCUACGUAUUCUAGCAUUGAUUCGAUGCCGUUCCUGACUGUUUAAAAAUGUUAGUAAAUACCCGGGUUUACUACCUUUUUUUCGUAGUUCAUUUGAAAAUGGCACCCCAUGACUACAAGGUAUUGUGAGACACCAUAACCUACAUUGCAUCUGGAGAGUUUACAUGCUCCUACCAGCAGCUGAGUCUCACUGCAAACAAGACGGAGUGCGUCCGCACCCUGUGUCCAUCGCCUACAUGUGCAUCCGCUAACUAGUGCCUGGCGAAUAGUCAACUUUUGCAGACUAAACUAGUCAGCUUGCCGCUUUUCCAAGACGGGUUGAAAAAAACAGCUACUGUUGUGGCUUGCCAUUAGGGAAACCUCAUCUGUACUGAUUCAACAUACUCCCAGAGCUUGUUCCUCGCCCACAUUCCAGUUAAAUUGAUUCCAGUUUAUACUUUGCAGGUUUCACUGCAAUGCAUACAUGGUUGUACCACGAAGUCUUAGAAAGCUUUCUGACCGUAUUCUGUGCGUCCGAUGUGGGGAAGUGUUCUCCUGCUCAUUCCUUAUUUUUAUGUAUUUUAAUUUGAUUGACACCGUUACAGACUGCAUCUUCUGUCUCUGUAGGUGUACGCAAAUGUCGGCGGUGCAACACCAGAUUCCCUACUCCUUCAAGCUUAGAAGCCCACUUGGAAACCGCUCAUCAGGGUACCACUUUUCCCGACGUUCUUUUUAGGCAUAUGUGUCUUGAGAUGCUAGGUAUUAUUAUUUUAUUCAUUUUACAAAAUAUUACUUCAGAAGACACCCGAGUUUAUUCCACGUAACUCUCAGCUCGAAAGCAUCGGCUCCGUUCAAUACUAGAGAAUAGCCAUAGUCUGCAUUUUCUAGUAUCCACAACGGUUGUUUCCCAUCCAAUGAGGAUUUCGUUUUUUUUGUUUAGAGGGCAGCACUUUUACGUGCAAAGGCUGCAUGAUAAAUUGUUCCUCCGCAGUCGAGUUGGAGCGCCACAAGAGGCGUUGUGGCAAGGGUAUUUCGAAUUGUUCAUAUUUUCUACACUGCUUCUAAUCUGGAAAGAUUGUAUGUAUUUUCUUUUUUUGCCCAUCCUCCAUUUGUUGGCCGGGGGGCUAAUUUGGGUUACCCCUUUGAGGCUGGUAAGUUCCGGCUCAUAUACUCAUAUCAACUUUCGGAUGAGCUCUAAAAAGCCUCAUUUUGAGUGGCUUACUCCAAGUAAACUUGUUAAUUUCUAAGAAAACUAAGAAGGCGAGAUCUGGAAACCGGAGCAUAUAGCACAAAGCGCACGGAGAAUGCUGGGAGACCUGUCGAUGAGUCAAACCCCUCGCAGCUGCGUCGUGAAGUGGUAGAAUAUAGGCGAAACAAGCGCCUGGGCU
Molecule: messenger RNA, 4470 nt
Organism: Spirometra erinaceieuropaei
Lineage: Eukaryota; Metazoa; Platyhelminthes; Cestoda; Diphyllobothriidea; Diphyllobothriidae
Source: the annotation of a GenBank genome assembly